Messenger RNA from Sabethes cyaneus, 3905 nucleotides. It is a transcript of the gene Esyt2, whose product is annotated as extended synaptotagmin-2. The record is from RefSeq and is a predicted model, not a curated record. The transcript is spliced from 12 exons. Gene Ontology annotation, biological process: lipid transport. The coding region runs from base 544 to 3117 and encodes 857 amino acids. Gene Ontology annotation, molecular function: lipid binding. NCBI's taxonomy places the organism in Eukaryota, Metazoa, Arthropoda, Insecta, Diptera, Culicidae.
UGUUACUCGUCUAGCGCUAAUAUUUGAACAUUUUUUCGCAAACCUUUUCAUUUAUAGUUAUCGUACAUUAAGAGUUGUGAGUUUUACAAUCAACGUUUGAAGUUAUCAUUCAUCUUUCCAGUCUUUCAGUAGUGUAGUGAGUGAAGUAGUGAAAUGAAGAAAAAACCAGCUGUUGUGUGAUAGAAUUUGCAGUCGGGUUACUCAAGCAUUAGACCUCAUUUAUAUUAUUAAUGAGGUAACUUCAUUACCCUUGAACUAAUUUUAAGGCGCAGUAUUAAGGUAAACCUAUUUCAUCGAAACGGCAAAGUAAGAGCAUUCUUAAUGGAAUAAGCUGAAAAUCAUUGGAGUUCCCAUCGCAGGCAUCCACUUAAUCAUUCAUCAGUUUCGGUUCUUAUCACUCUUUUGUUUGUAAACAUAGUAAGUGCGGCAGCCUAUCCACUGAAGUUACUGUCGUGAGAAUCGUUCUCGAUUUAUGAACGAGAGAAUUCCUGAUUUUGUACGCCAGAUUAGCUGCGAGUGCAGUUUUCCGCAAUCGAGAGAAAAAUGAGUGAGUUCAUAGCUGAUUCCGGUACAGACAUUGCCGGCUCAUCUGGAGACACUGCAUCCUACGGCGAAAGUGACAAUUUGUUAAACGACGUCAAACCCGUUGGAAGCGUCGAGAUGGCUGGCGCCAGUAAGGAACAAACGCCGGAAAAAGCCGAAAUCGAACAAGCAGCAGCCUGCGCCAGCGGCGACAGUAUUGGCUCUCUGCUGUACUCCUUUGCGAAGAAAGUUGUCACCGUGGGCAUCAUAUACUUCGUUGGCUACAUGGGAUGGUCAGUAGCGUGGUUGAUAACACCGGUAAUCUUGUCGGUCGCUCGCGACCAGUGGCGCACAAAGACCGAAACCCGUCGGAAUGUGGCAAAAGCAUCAGCGCUGGCGAACGAUAAGGAGGUUAUUCUGGCACGUCUGGGUGAUCUACCUGCUUGGGUUUUCUUCCCGGAUGUCGAACGUUGUGAAUGGCUAAAUAAGGUUCUGAAACAAGUAUGGCCCAACGCGAAUUUCUUCGCUAAGAACCUUAUCAAGGAGUCAAUCGAGCCAAACAUUCAACAGGCGCUGGCCGGCUACAAGCUCAAUGGCUUCAAAUUCGACCGCAUGAUACUUGGAACAAUUCCUCCCCGCAUUGGUGGCGUGAAAGUGUACGACAGGAACGUUUCGCGAAACGAAAUUAUUAUGGAUUUGGAUCUGUUCUAUGCCGGCGAUUGUGAUAUCAAUUUCUCGUUGAGUGGUCUGCGAGGAGGAAUUAAGGAUUUCCAGAUUCAUGGUACCGUGCGGGUAAUCAUGAAACCGCUAAUCGCCCAGAUGCCACUGGUCGGAGGCCUGCAGAUUUUCUUCCUCAACAAUCCAAACAUCGACUUCAACCUGGUUGGAGUGGUAGAUUUGCUCGAUAUGCCAGGGCUAAGCGAUAUACUGCGAAAAAUUAUUGUGGAACAGGUGGCAGCCAUUAUGGUGUUGCCAAACAAACUGCCAAUCAUUCUGAACGACACUGUCCCAGCACUUUCUCUCAAGAUGCCAGAGCCGGAGGGUGUUUUGCGAAUACACGUAGUCGAAGCCAAGGACCUGAUGAAGAAGGAUAUUAGCGUUUUAGGAAAGGGAAAAUCAGAUCCGUAUGCCAUUGUAUCGGUUGGAGCUCAACAGUUCCGUACACAAACUAUAGAUAACACAGUGAAUCCCAAGUGGGACUACUGGUGUGAGGCAUUUAUCCACGCGGAAAGUGGCCAACAAUUGCAGAUCGUACUCAAUGACAAGGACGCCGGUGACGACGAAUUGCUGGGAAGAGCUACGGUCGAGAUAAGCAGUGUCACCAAAAAUGGCGAAAUUGACACGUGGUUGACUCUUGAGCAAGCUAAGCAUGGUUUGGUUCAUCUACGAUUGACCUGGUUUGCAUUGAGUGCGACUAAGGCGGAUCUAAAAGCUGCCCUGGAAGAAACUCAGCUGCUGCGCGUGACGUCGAUGAGUACGGCCCUACUGACGGUGUUUAUCGAUUCCGCUAAAAGUUUGCCGCAAGCACGCCAGCAAAGCCAGCCUGAUCCUUAUCUGAUCUUAAGCGUUGGUAAAAAAUCCGAGCAAACCACAGCACAAAUGCGAACCGAUUCGCCAGUGUGGGAGCAGGGAUUCACCUUUUUGGUUGGCAAUCCGGACAAUGACACUCUACAGCUCAAAUUAAUCGACCAAAAGACUGGCAAUUCACUUGGAACACUUAUCUACAUCUUGAGCGCACUGAUGGAUAAACCAAAUCUGGAAGUUAUGUCGCAACCUUUCCAACUGCAAAAAUCGGGACCAGAAUCGAAAAUAAUUAUGUCACUAUCGUUGCGUAUUUUGAAACGAACCCGUUGUGAUACGCCAACUACUGAAGCUGUUUCCGAUAAGACAUCUACAUCCGAAGGUUACGGUGGAGAUAGCUCUCUAUCAAGAUCCAGUUCCGUACGCACUGCACCAGCAGUCGUUGCUGAUUCAACCACAUCGGAAACGGCUGUUAGCUCUUCUGUAAAGAAACAGGACUCUCGAAAAUCAACCUCUUCCGGAAUUAUUGAUCAAAUGUCCAUUCAGGAAGAGCCAUUCACCGUAUUGAAUACAGUAAUGAUGGCUACCCCGCCAAGAAGCCCCAAUCUUAGUGAGAAUGGAAAUGAGCUGUUGCGUCGUAGUCCAAGUACUACAUCCAGUGCUGGAUCGGCUGGUUUGGGUCGCAUCCAACUAACGAUUGCAUUCAGCGUACAGCGGCAACGGCUGCUAGUCAUCAUCCACAAAAUAAACAAUAUUCCGCUGAAAGACCCCAGCAAUAUUCCAGAUCCAUAUGUGAAACUCUAUCUGCUACCUGGGCGUACAAAGGAAUCUAAGCGCAAAACCAAUGUCGUAAAGGAUAAUUGCGAUCCUGUUUUCGAUGCCACAUUUGAUUACGUCAUUUCGAAUGCUGAACUGGUCAACUCGGAACUAGAGGUUACAGUGUGUACACAGAAAGGGUUCUUCGGAAGCCCUGUCAUUGGAAUGCAAAAAAUUUCUCUCAAUGAUGCGGAAAUUUCUUCAGCUCAGGGCUUGAAAGCGUGGUACGAUUUAUUGCCUGAAUCUAAAUUCGAAUAAAUAUUAUGAAACGAAACAAUUGUUAUUAUGCUCGUGAACUUAAAGUGUUUUAUGUUUGACUUUUAUAUAGUUUUUAUAGAUUGCAUAUUAUGGAUAUUUUCUGUUUAAAGAUUCUUAUUGUAGAUAAUAUACAUUGCAAAUAUGCACAUUUUAAUAACUCAAUCGUCCAUGAACAUUUAAAUCUCAACAAUUGUGACCAUUUUGAAGGGCUAAAAAUUCAAAACACUAGUUCAAUAGGAUAAGCACUCACGUAAAAGCAUAGAAAAAUAAAAUUUUUCACUCAUUUUCGAACUACAUGAUAAAGAAAAUUUUCAUAUUAACAAAUCGUGAGCCAUUGACACAGUAAUUUUACAGAAAAGUAUUGAAACAUGAACAAACACUGAUUGUCUCCGCAACGUGUCAAUUAGUAGAAACUCCGUAACGAACAAUUCGUAAAAAUUCAAACCAGAAUCCUGCAUUACAGCAGAGCAUAUGCUUUUUAGAAAAGCAUUCCGAUGGCCUUUAAGACUUGCGCUUGAUAUUAAAUAAUCUCACAAUACAACAUGAUAACAAAAUAAACGGCACAGAAUGAAACAAUAUGAAGCACCAGUAGAGAGCUUAACAUUUGAAAAUAUGGCACAAUCACAAAUUUUCAACAAAAGGAAAUAAAUACUCGGCACUAUCAAAUACGCAGACAUUGCUCGCAGUAAGGUAAUGUAUUUGCAAGAAAACUACUUUUUAUCUGAAUAUUAUUAUUCGAAAUUUACUUACAUACCAAAUGAGAGGAAACGCGAUAUAAAUCAACUGUU